This is a messenger RNA of Closterium sp. NIES-65, 1200 nucleotides long. The record is from the annotation of a GenBank genome assembly. Lineage: Eukaryota; Viridiplantae; Streptophyta; Zygnematophyceae; Desmidiales; Closteriaceae.
AUGCCGCAACCAAGGACCGUGCUGGAUAAGGACAAGGUGGCACAGCACGAGUCGGUGGGGCUGGUCGGUGGCUCUCCUCCUUCUGGUGGACGGGGAAGGCGUAGGCAAAGGAAGAGCGAUGGGGAGGAGGAUGAUGACACCGCCGUGCCCGGGGACCUCACCACGCGGGCGAAGAGGCGCCAGACGACAGGUAGUGCUGACAACGCCGGAGGCGCGGAAGUUGACACACCGCAAGGCGCCAAGGAAGCUAGUGGCAAGGCGGGCGGUCAAGCAUUGCGCCAGAAGGGCCGCCCCGCAGCAAGAAAAGCAUCUGGCGGAAGGAGAGGCAAGAAAGCAGCGACAGGAACGAGGCCGAAACGGGGCGAUGAAGACCCCGGUGAUACGGAGGAGGAGGAGGAUGAGGAGGAGGAUGCGGAGGGAGAGGAGGAUGAAGAGGAAGCGGAGGAGCAAGACGCGGAUGUUGGGGAGGAUGCUAAAGAUGAGAAUGAUGGCGGGGAGGACGAAGAGGAGGAGGAGGAGGAGGAGGAGGAGGAGGAGGAGGAGGAGGAGGAGGAGGAGGGGGAUGAGGAGGAGGAGCAGGGUGACGAGGAGGAGGAGGAGGAGGAGGAGGAGGAGGAGGAGGAGGAGGAGGCAUCAGAGAAGGAGGAGGAGGAGGAGGAGGAGGAGGAGGAGGAGGAUGUGGCGCCAGGGAAGAGACGGGGCGGGCGUGGCGGUCGGGUGAGUGGGACAGGGAAGGAGGGGGGCCGGACUCGCCCUUCCCGAAAACGUGGGGCAGGUGACGCUGCGCGCGGCGAAGCAGCGGGCAAACGGAAGGCGCGUAAGGUGAAGGUCGAAAGUGAAGGGGUUGGUAAAAAGCAAGGGAGCCAGGGUGCAAAAGGGGAUGGAGGAGGAAAGGGUGGCCGCGCCAAAGGGGUUCGAGUGGGUACCGGCAAGAAGGAACCUGCCGGUGAAAGUGAGGAGCACGAGCAGUUUGUUACACGGGAGGAGUUCCAGGCGCUGCGGUCUGAGAUGUACGCCAUGUUUGCACAGCUCGGCCUGCGUCGUGGAGUACCUGCCAGCUAUGCCGGCGGGUCGGCAGCCCUGCCUAUGGCUGGUACCCCGCCGCCGAUGAGCGCCGUGGACAAGGCACGAGUGCUAGUGUUGCAGGAGACAAACCCAUUCCCGGUAUGUGGCGGGCCAAAUGGGGCGGGUUGGGGUUGA